AUGGAGGCCUCCAUUCGAGAUCCGAACAUCAAAAACUUUGUUCGGCUGCUCCAGUGCGCGUCCCGCUUUGGCGAUGAGCUGUGUAUGCACGCAACCAAGGAUUCUUGGGAGCUCUCUGUGACCAACUCGUCCAAAUCGGCGUUCUGCUUGUUCACCCUCAAGCCGUCGUUCUUCUCGCGAUACAAGGCGACCGGCACACCUGACCAGCAGCGCCGGGGUGUCAAGUGCCAGCUGUAUGCCAAGUCUGUUCUCAGUGUCCUGGGUAAAGCGUCCAGCGUCAACACCGUCGACCGCGUCGACCUCAAGAUUAUCGAUCCGGACGGCGGGCUGCGUGCAACUACCCAGCGAGAUGAAGAAGAGGAAGAGGAGGACGACAUCCGUGUGGCGGAACGCAGUGCGCAGCUUGAGAUGAAGCUGUUAUACCACCACAACAUUACAAAGAAGCACUUUCUCCACGUCCAGUCGUCCGACUUUUUGCGCGCCGUGGUGGACCCAGACUCGACACCGUCUGGUUUCCAAAUAUCCGCCAGGACACUACGUGACUGGCUCGACCACUUCAACAUUGCCUUUUCGUCCGCCACCUCCGCCAACGGCGCCGUCCGUGGCGAUUCUCAGCUCGCUUGGCGGUUUGGACAGACUGAAGUCCAAGUCAAGAACUUUGAGAAUGCCAGUACGAGCGCGCUGUCGACGGAAAUCAAGAUUGACGUUGCCGAGUUUGAAGACUACGAGGUCUUGGCUGAGGCUGGGCAUGUGGAUCUUGCACUGCCGAUGCGCGAGUUCAAGGCCACCCUCCAGCUAGCGGAGCAGUUCGGAAUGGACCUUGACUUCUUCUUCUCCGAAGCAACCCAGCCUCUGACCAUCAGCUCGAGAUACAUGGGCCUCGACCGAUACAGCAACGAGUCGGAACUCUUUUCCAUCUUCUGCGUCAUUGCCACCACCACAUGCGAGGCCUUUGCCAACGUUCCCGCAUCCGCACCCGUGGCGGUGAAUGGCAGCCGCGCAGACCGUAGCGAGAGCGUCAAGGUCAAGCCCGAGCCAGGUGUUCCCGGAUCAGUCCGGAAGCGCCGAGCACCAGACGGCAGUGGACGCGCAGGAUCAUCAAGACCCCCGCGUGCCAGUCUUAGCCUGUCUGCCCAGCCACCGCCAAUGGUCACUGUCGUCGGCACCGCUGCUGCUGCUGUUGCGUCCCAGGCCAUGUCCCAAGCGGCCAUGUCCCAGGCUGCCAUGUCCCAAAGCGACAUGUCCCAAGGUCCCAGCCGCACCAGGAACCCCAACGCCGAACCACUCUUCCUCCCUUCACAGACACAACGCAUGACCCAACAGGAGGUCCUGGACAUGGCUGGCAUGGGCGACAUUGACCUCGAGGCAAUGAUGGAUGACGCAGACGCCGAGGAUGCCGAGGAGAGCAGGCUUGAGAGUGGCGCGCCUGCAGACUGGGACGAGGUCGAGUUCCAGAACCUCCGGGCUGACCUCAUGUCCACGCAACAGAACACCGAUCCCGGGACGUCACAGCGUAUCGUCUCACCACUUCGCCGUCAAACACAGGCGAUCGAUCUCUCAGAUACAGAGUUUGAGCCCAACACGGACAUUUUUGGCGACACGACAAGCAUAUCGCCCGUCAAGACCCAACGCCGCUCGAGGUCGAGGUCAAAGUCGCGUCAAAGGGAGCGGUCAAGGUCGCGUACUCAGGAGAAUUCUCCUCCUCCUGGCAUGGAUGCCAGGGAGGAAUUGGACGAUGAUGACGAGUUUGAGGCUGAUGAGUUUGAUCCUACACAGCCGUCUGGUCGAAAGUUUGAGUCCUUCUUCACGGACUGA
Messenger RNA from Apiotrichum porosum, 1815 nucleotides. RefSeq lists its product as uncharacterized. The transcript has 7 exons. The record is from RefSeq and is a predicted model, not a curated record. Bases 1 to 1815 code for a protein of 604 amino acids. Gene Ontology annotation, biological process: DNA repair; DNA replication checkpoint signaling; cellular response to ionizing radiation. NCBI's taxonomy places the organism in Eukaryota, Fungi, Basidiomycota, Tremellomycetes, Trichosporonales, Trichosporonaceae. Gene Ontology annotation, cellular component: checkpoint clamp complex.